Molecule: messenger RNA, 504 nt
Organism: Fonticula alba
Lineage: Eukaryota; Rotosphaerida; Fonticulaceae
Exons: 3
Coding region: 56-478 (140 amino acids)
Cellular component (GO): cytoplasm
Source: RefSeq, a predicted model, not a curated record
UCCUCCUCCUCCUCCUCCUCCCACCCCAUCCCGCACCUUCCCUUUCUCUGCAACCAUGAGCUCCAUCGACCCCAACGCCCUCGGGAACAACCAGGACAUCGAGCUUGCCUGGGCCGAGCUGGCCUUCAAGUUCGCCGAGACCCACGAGAAGCUCCUGAGCCGCAUUGACGGGUCCAAGCUGCGCCUGACCCGCAUUGACGACGCCAUCUAUGAGCACUUCCGCAAGGAGUUCCCCGACUUCGACCUGUCUUCGGUCGACGAUGACAUCCUCAAGGGCACUGAGGCCAAGAAGGCCAAGUGGCGCGAGUUCUGCAACAAGUACGAGCACCAGGUCGAGGACUUCAGCGCUGGCACCCUCCUCCGCUCCAAGUGCACCGAGGGCUACAGCCAGGAGAACACCAUCCUCGUUGUUCGCAUCCAGUUCUACGCCAUCGAGAUUGCCCGCAACCGUGAGGGUCACAACAAGCUGGACAAGUAAGUCCCCCCGCCCCCCCCCCUCCCUCC